CCUGAUACAAAUAAUUCUUCUACUUGUCUUGAAAAUAUUGUGAAUAGUUCUCAAGUCAUACUUAAGUCUAUUAUUGAAUGUUCAUUGGUACAAAAAAAUGCUGAUUUAAAUGAUGAUACUUUAUUUACUCAUUUUGGAGUAUCGAACAAAAUGAAUAAUACAGAAAUUGUUGAUUUUUCUCAAAUGCAAGUACCUAUGACUUACCCGUCA
This is a messenger RNA of Racocetra persica, 210 nucleotides long. NCBI's taxonomy places the organism in Eukaryota, Fungi, Glomeromycota, Glomeromycetes, Diversisporales, Gigasporaceae. The record is from the annotation of a GenBank genome assembly.